This is a messenger RNA of Puccinia graminis f. sp. tritici CRL 75-36-700-3, 771 nucleotides long. RefSeq lists its product as uncharacterized. The transcript has 7 exons. Lineage: Eukaryota; Fungi; Basidiomycota; Pucciniomycetes; Pucciniales; Pucciniaceae. The record is from RefSeq and is a predicted model, not a curated record. The coding region runs from base 1 to 771 and encodes 256 amino acids.
AUGGAAAAACAUAGUGGCAAUGAUCCAAUAGAAGAAGGGAAUGCUCCAGUGCCCGAUGAAGCUUUGGCCGCUCCUGUCCAGCCUGAAUCUUUAGUCGAUUCUCUUGGCUGGGAGGAAAUCGACAGAUCAAUAUUCGCCUCCAUUGGACCGGAGAGCCAGGUAUACCCGGAAGCCCAGUAUACCUGCGACCCUGAAUCAGAUGCAUUAUAUGCACAAGAAUAUCAAGCGUUCCUUCAAAGCUGUGAAACCCCCAGCCAGCCCCCUGAAUUUCGUUCAGAUGCAUCUGGCAGUCAAGCAUUGGUUGAAGACUUCAACCAACCUACUCACUUCCUACAAUUCCCUGAAUAUUACUCAGAUCCCAUUGGUAUUCAAGGAAUUGAUCAAUAUGCCGUCGCUCCUGUCUAUGGCGAUUAUCAGGUUGAUCAAGCUGGUCUGAUUCAACCAGCUCCGAUGGCCCCCCAAGGCGAACGAGGCACUGAUAAUACGCCUACAACUCACGCGACCCCUCCAGAAUCGACUCCUCCUAUCAGACAAUUGGACUCCUCCGCUUCCCCUCCCCCUCACCCAAGAGUGGCUCUGCUCCGCCUAGACGAUAUUGCGCCAAGCAGACUCAGACUCGGAACUCCACCCAGGCCGAGGGAAGGCGCCCAAGGGACUCUUAAGAAGCAAGCGGAGGAAGGCGCCCAAGGAGUUCUUGGAACCCGAAAAAGGAGCGCCGAUGAAGAUCAGGAUGAUCAAGACCGCCCAACAAGCAAGAUUCGGUUGGCUUAA